Messenger RNA from Suillus discolor, 1923 nucleotides. RefSeq lists its product as uncharacterized. NCBI's taxonomy places the organism in Eukaryota, Fungi, Basidiomycota, Agaricomycetes, Boletales, Suillaceae. The transcript is spliced from 3 exons. Bases 1 to 1923 code for a protein of 640 amino acids. The record is from RefSeq and is a predicted model, not a curated record.
AUGGCACCUGCAGAUCACAGCAAAACUGUAGACUUCGGAAUGAAGUUAGCGUCACUAAUGUCAGCUCUCCGUGUCAGUGAUGUGCCUAUGAUGGACAAACUCACCAAUCUCGAGCUCAAUCAUCUGAUUGUAGAGGAGGAAGAACCAGGCGAUUCUACCCAGCCUCUUAGUUAUUUGUUGUCGCGGAUUUUCAGGACAUUUACUAUUGAAGUCCCAGAUGCCACAGAGCUCCAGGUUCCGUUACAUAAAAUUCGUUAUCGUGAUACCAGACUUCACAUUAAAUUUGCUCACCUUGAUGAACAGUCUAUGGUUCCGUUAUAUGAUGAAGCCAGCCGCAGGUGGAACUGGGCACUUCCCAGAUCACAUCAUGAAACUGGCAUCGAUCAGUUACCCAAACUCGAAGAGAUUGGAGAUGGAGAAGAGGAUAGCGGAGUGAACAAGGAGUCUGAGAGUGGGGGUAGUAGUGGCGACUCGGAGGGCCCAUCAAUUCAACAGCACCUUCUGGUUGACACCACCAGUAGUGACACCAGCCGAAAACCACAGAUGUUGGAGGAUAUCUUCUCGUUGUUCUUCAAUGCUAUGUGUGGUGCUGUUGCUCAGAAGAAGCGAGCACAGAUCAUGGCAGCAAAUAGUGGAGCAGUGAUUCGUACAUGGAGUUCACGGAACUCCAUGCGCCCUGUCAAGGAUGAUGAAGUAUCGCAGAAGCCUGACCUUGCAUUGUUGGACGAUGUAGAGGCUCGUUGGGAUACCAUCAAAGCCAUUUGCGAAUUGACAUCACAGCCAUACACACCUUCAAGUACGAUUGGAAAAUCACUCGACAGCAAGGCCUACCUUCUCUUGAGGCGCCAGCCUUGGAGGCGGUUUGUCUUACUCUUUUCCCUUACGAACGAAUACCGUGAACUGCGAGUCCAUAUUUACGACCACGCAGGUGGUAUCGUAACGCGUCCCGUCCAUAUCGACAAGGCUCCCAAUCGUUACCUGCAUAUCCUAUUGAGUGUCGUCUUCGGUCAUCUUGAAUGUAUUGGUUAUGAUCCCUCCAUUAGUAUCUUCACCAAGACUCUUCAUCCUGCCCAGCUUGAAAACCCAAUUCUCCGCCCUUCUACUAGACAACAAAUCGCACUAAAUCAAGUGCAUGGUCCCCAGAUGGACGGUGCAACUGAAGGCACUGUACCAAAUAUGGAUAUUGAUGCAUCCGAGUCCAAGUCUGACUCAGAUGCGAAGACCCCACACUCAAAGCUGAACCUCCCUAUGGACCCUCCUCAGAUAGAAAUACCUGAAGACCCUCUUUGCCAACCCUUUUCAGAACCAAUCGGCAGGAUCACAGUUAAUGACCAUGCAUACGACAUCCUCGAACUUAUCUUCUCUAGCCAGGGGCUCAUCGGUCGAGGCACUGUCUGUUACUUAGCCAGGAGAGACGACAAAGAAUACAUUAUCAAGGACCAUUGGGUUCUUGGGGGUAAAGAUGCUGUGUUGAACGAAGUCAACAUGCUGCAUGAGAUGAAAGGGGUCCAUGGCAUACCAGAACUGGUCGAAUAUUGGCUUGUCGAGGUUGCACCUGGGGAAGUCGAUGAAACUAUGAGCUAUCGAUACAAGGUUUUUGAAAGUAUCAAAGUUCAACAGACAGCGGUUGAGGAGCGGGGAAUUCUUCACCAUGACUGUAGUCUCAACAACACUAUGAUCUGGGAUGAUGGCAAUGGGGGUCAGGGAACCUUGAUCGAUUGGGAAUUCGCCAUGCAUAUUGUUGCAGGUCAAAAAUAUGCUAUCGGUGGGACGGGUACAUUGCCGUUCAUGUCUUGUUCUCUUCUAUGGCAGCUCUCAGAGGCUGUUGGUGACCAGGUGACAUCUCUUCGCAGCUGGAAGGCAAAGCUCGCAAUGCAGUCCUCUGCAACGCCCCCCCCCUCUCAUACUACACCACUACCAUGA